Molecule: messenger RNA, 1069 nt
Organism: Arachis duranensis
Lineage: Eukaryota; Viridiplantae; Streptophyta; Magnoliopsida; Fabales; Fabaceae
Exons: 2
Coding region: 104-913 (269 amino acids)
Source: RefSeq, a predicted model, not a curated record
UAUAUGUGGUGCACAUUAAUCCUUAUUCCACCAUUUAUACACUUUUUUCCAUCAAACUGUUCCCAUUGUUCUUUACCCUUUAUUUUGAAGGAUCUCAGUUAACAUGGAAGCUAGUUUGCUCGCCAACAAUUCCUUCACCAAAUCCACAGAACAACUGAUUCCCACAAUCAGAGCCGGAUCUUUAGCAUUCUCCAAGAGAUCUUCUCAACAACUCUGGUGCAGAAAAGUUAGAGUUCCUUAUCAUAUAUCAUGCUGCCACUCAUCAUCAUCACCAUUAGAUGAUGACAAACCUACACUGAGCGGUGACUGGAGGGCCUUCAGGGCAAAGCUUGUGGUUGGAGGAGUGCAGUUACUAAGGACUGAUGAAGCCUCUUCAAUGGCUGAUCCAGACACUGUUGUGGAUCAGCCUCCACUAAUAACCAUUGGUGAUAAAUGGGCCCACAAAAUCCAUGAGCCUGAAAAGGGUUGCUUACUCAUUGCCACUGAAAAGCUUGAUGGGGUCCACAUAUUUGAACGGACGGUGAUCCUUCUUUUGUCAACUGGGCCAUUAGGCCCAUCAGGGAUCAUACUCAACAGACCAUCAUUGAUGUCCAUCAAGGAGACAAGAUCAACAGCUCUGGAUGUGGAGGGCACAUUCUCUAAUAGUCCAUUGUUCUUUGGGUUGUAUUAUGGUGGAAAAGAGAGUGUGGGUUGUGCUGCUGAAAUGGUGAAGAGGAAUGUUGUUGGGCUUGGAGAUUUUAGGUUCUUUGAUGGGUAUUGUGGUUGGGAUAAAGAGCAAUUGAAGGAUGAGAUUAGGGCUGGGUAUUGGACUGUAGCUGCAUGCAGCCCAAGUGUGGUUGGGUUGGCGAGUGUUGGAAGUAUUGGGCUUUGGAAUGAGGUCCUUGGACUUAUGGGUAAAAGGAAGGUCAAAUGAGUAACACGUGUCCCACGUGCCAAACAGAUGGAAAAACUUUCAAGCAAGCGGUGUGUGAUUCAACGACAUUCAUACAAAAUGAAAAAGGCUUGUAAAUUGAAAUGUUGCUCCUUACUUUUGUACUUAGUUGGUUUACGAAUUGAGAAAUGAUUUCAA